AUGCCCAAAUGGUCAACAAGUAAAGGCCGAACAACAAAGGCAUGGUGGGUAGAAAUUCCGAUAUGGAAAUGGGAAAUGAUCAAUAUGUACUUUGUGGUGGGACUACCUUGCACGCCUCGCAAGUUCGAUUCGAUUUGGGUGAUUGUGGAUCGACUCACGAAAUCAUCUCACUUCUUACCUGGGGCACAGUUCACGGCUAAUUGUUUGAAGAAAUUUCAGAAAGGUUUUGGUACAAAGAGAUAUAGAUCUCCCAUUGGAUGGUUCGAGAUUGGGAAAGUAGAGUUAAUAGGGCCAGACCUUGUGAAUCAGGCUAUGAAGAAGGUUAUGAUCAUUGCGGAAUGGUUGAAAACUGCUCUGAGCCGCCAGAAGUCCUAUUCGGAUAUACGUCGUAGUGAUUUGGAAUUCAAAGAGGAUUAUUGGGUAUUCUUGAAGGUUUCCCCCAUGAAGAGUGUAAUGCAGUUUGGUAAGAAAGGGGAGUUGUGUCCGAGGUAUCUCGAACCGUACAUAAUCAUUCAGAGGAUUGGUCGGGUGGCUUACAAGCUUGAACGACCUCCAGAGAUGUGUUCAGUGCACCCGGUGUUUCAUGUAUCUAUGUUGAAGAAGGUGAUUGGAGACCCGUCGCUUAUUGUUCCAAUUGAAACUGCAUCUGAUAUGGGUGGAAAGGCAUAG
Messenger RNA from Nicotiana tabacum (common tobacco), 669 nucleotides. Lineage: Eukaryota; Viridiplantae; Streptophyta; Magnoliopsida; Solanales; Solanaceae. The record is from RefSeq and is a predicted model, not a curated record.